UCUUCUCUACAGCAAUCAACUCUAUAAAGGCUGCUUAGUCUGAGCAAAGGCCCCGACGCAUAUAAAAAAGGAAAUCAACCACCAUUCAACAAAUUACUUGUAGUAAUAGUAGAUCCCAAUCUGAAGGCCCAUGGAACUCUGGAUAUGUUGACCUUAAUUUGCCCACUGUAUACAUCAUCGUGUAUGUAGUGUGCAGAAUAUAUUUAUCAGCGUCUCCCGAGUGCUUUUUAAAAAACACAUCUUUUUCCUUCCCAAAACAUCAUAGCAACGUGGCAUCAUAGCAACAUACGGGUUGCACUGGAACGGUCUGGUAACAGCAUACUGAAAAACCAACCUUAAAAUGGUAAAGCUUUCGACGUGUCGAUCCCCCAUUAUUUAAUUCGAUCGCCGCAAAAAAAAAAAAAAAACCAAGGCUAGUCGAGAAUCCCCCCGUUUCUUUCUUCUUCUUCUUUCUCCCAAUAUAUAUACCAUGUCUGGCGAAAGCGUUAUCCUUGUUACUGGUGGCUCCGGUCUUGUUGGCAAAGCCAUUGAAUGGGUUAUUGAGAACGACAAGACCGAGCAAUUCGGCAAACUUUCGGGUGAAAAGUGGAUCUUUUUGACUUCCAAAGAUGGUGAUCUCAGAAAAUUCGAAGACACCAAAGCUAUUUUCGAAAAGUACAAGCCCACGCAUGUCAUUCAUCUUGCUGCCAUGGUGGGUGGUUUGUUCAAGAACAUGAAGUACAAGCUCGACUUUUUGCGUGAAAACAUGCUCAUGAACGACAAUGUACUCGAGCUCUCGAAGCAGUAUGGCGUCAAGAAGCUCGUGUCGUGCUUGUCGACCUGCAUUUUCCCUGAUAAGACCACGUAUCCCAUUGAUGAAACCAUGGUCCACGACGGUCCUCCCCACGAGUCUAACUUUGGUUACGCUUAUGCCAAGCGUAUGAUCGACGUCCAGAACCGUGCCUACAACGAACAGUACGGCUGUCACUUCACCUCUGUCAUUCCUACCAACGUGUACGGUCCUCAUGACAACUACUCGCUUGAGGAUUCGCACGUGCUUCCUGGUUUGACCCACAAGUGCUACUUGGCCCAGAAGAACGGCACUCCCUUCGUUGUGGGUGGUACUGGCAAGCCCCUCCGCCAAUUCAUCUACUCCCGCGAUUUGGCCAAGCUCUUCAUCUGGACCUUGAGAGAAUACCAGGAAAUCGACCCUAUCAUCUUGUCUGUCGGUGAGAAGGAUGAGGUUUCCAUCAAGGAUGUCGCUGAUGCUAUCGUCAAGGCCAUGGACUUCCAGGGUGACUACUCGUUUGACACCGCGCGUGCUGAUGGUCAGUACAAAAAGACCGCCAGCAACGAUAAGUUGAUGAAGUACUUGCCCGACUUUGAGUUCACUCCCUUUGACCAAGCCGUCAAGGAAUCUGUGGAAUGGUUCGUUGCUAACUACGAAACCUGCCGCAAGUAAUCAUUAAUGCAAGAAGCCAUAAAAUCUGUACACACGCACACUCACUCACUCACUCACUCACAACACACACACACACACACACACACACACACAC
Messenger RNA from Zychaea mexicana, 1535 nucleotides. RefSeq lists its product as uncharacterized. Gene Ontology annotation, biological process: nucleotide-sugar biosynthetic process. The record is from RefSeq and is a predicted model, not a curated record. The transcript is spliced from 8 exons. NCBI's taxonomy places the organism in Eukaryota, Fungi, Mucoromycota, Mucoromycetes, Mucorales, Lichtheimiaceae. The coding region runs from base 470 to 1441 and encodes 323 amino acids. Gene Ontology annotation, molecular function: GDP-L-fucose synthase activity.